GGAAAAUUUGGCAAUUUACCAAAAAUUUGAAAAAUAUUAAAUUAUCCUAUUUAAAUUUUCACGUUUUGCUCAACCGCUUCUGGUUCGUUUUUUAAAAAUUUAUUUCUGUACUUACGAUUUCUAAAAAUGCCAACUUGUAUGAAGACUAAUUCACAAAAAGUGAUUUUUACAAAAAAUGGAGCUGUGGCAACUCGAAAAAUUGAAGAUCCUACUUCUUUCACUAUGUCGUAUAAUUGUGUGAACAAUUAUCUUGCUGAUGCAUCUUGUGAUCCUCAAAGAAUGACUGUAACAUGUUGCCAAUCGGAAAAUGGAAGGAAUUUUGUUUCAUUUGCAAUCAGUGAAGUUUCUCGUCGAACUGCUACAGAAUUAGUCGAUUCAAAAUAUUUUGAAGCUGCGUUCAAUUCGGCUGAUAAUCGGAAAUCGCUUCGUAAUGCUUGUGAAAAAGCAAAACGAUUUUAUAUGGAGCACAUUCUCUACCACAAUCCAUUUCCCCCGAAACAACGUUUCUCGUGUGUUAUUGAAAAAUCAAAGAAGACAAAGAAAGAGGUAUCAAAUAAAAGAUCUGAUGAAUUCUUGGUCAGAACCAGAAGAACUACAUCAAGUAUAUCAGUAUUGGAAGGUACAAUGUCUUUGACUUCAAUGUCUUCACAUAGUCAACUCUCGACGACAACGCCAUCGACUCCGAUUAACUUGAAACAGGCAAGCCCUCAUCCUAGUCACGUUCCGAACGAUUCUCAAAUGGUUAUUCAAAAAGCUCCAACUCCAGCUCCAGCAAAAACACCAAAGAAAGGAGCAUCAGAUGAGCAACGACUUAUGAACACAUUUAACACUUCUGAAUACUAGGACCAUUUUUAUUAGAAGAAAAAUAAAUUAUGAAGAGAUGG
Caenorhabditis elegans is the source of this 884-nucleotide messenger RNA. It is a transcript of the gene F54C9.14, whose product is annotated as PID domain-containing protein. Bases 127 to 843 code for a protein of 238 amino acids. The transcript is spliced from 4 exons. The record is from RefSeq and is marked reviewed. NCBI's taxonomy places the organism in Eukaryota, Metazoa, Nematoda, Chromadorea, Rhabditida, Rhabditidae.